UGGGGCUUGUCCGAGCUUGUCCCGGUUGAGUGCAGUAGGGUUAGAAUAACCGACCUUCCAAACGUUUUUCAGUCACCCGUGUCUCGCUUUUCACAUAGGAUGAUAUUCAUAACUUUGUGAGAUAUUAAUCGUGAUUAAGUGCAGUAAAAAUGCUAGCCCUGCAAGGGUACGGUAGUAGUGACGAUAACAGUGGCCCCGAGGAUGAUAUUCCAUCGAUUAACAGACCGAUCGAGGUUAAGAGUGCGAGUAGGGUACCUAACAAUUGUUCCGAAGAGCCAAUUAUUCCAAUUAACAGACCAGUAACCACUCUUCCACUCCAGAUUUGUGCUGCACCCGACGUUGUGCCGACCGGUACAGAACUAUGUGUUCGCCACAUAGAUGCUACAGCCGUCGAGAUAAAACAUAAUCCCAAGUUUGAGGAGUUAUUCGCCCCUGAUGUUGGCCCUGAGAAUCCUUUCAGGACUCAACAGCAGCGUGCGACCAAAAAUAUGUUGUCGGGAUUCGUAGAGAAGGCACAUAUCAGUGAAUUUCAGUUUGAGAAUCAAAGGAGAACGUUUCAAAGCUAUGGUUAUGCUCUAGAUCCAACAGUAGACGGCACCUCAGAAGAAGGAAAAACACUAAUAGGAGCCACCGAAGCCGCGGAAGGCAGUGGUGGAAAGACAGUAUUCGAGACAACAGCACUUCGGGAAGCAGACAAACGGAAGCGACGUCGAAACAACAAUCCAGACGACAUUGAGGGCUUUCUGGGGCCGUGGGGCGGCUAUGUAGACGAGCAACGAGUGUCCAAACCCACCGACGAGGAGGCCUCAGAGCUGGAGGAAAUCCUCGCCAAGCGAAACAAACGAGGAAAGCAAGUGGAGGAAAAACCUCUCGAGGAGAAGACAGUACUGCACAUAAAGGAUCCAGUGGACUACCAAGGUCGAUCUUUCCUUCAUCCCCCUCAGGACGUCGGGGUCAACCUGCGCUCAGAGUCUCCUCCAGAACGCUGCUUCCUCCCGAAAUCCCAGAUCCACACCUGGGAGGGCCAUACGAAGGGCAUUUCCCAGAUCAAGUGGUUCCCCAAGUCUGCUCAUUUAUUGUUAUCCUGCAGUAUGGACUGUAGAGUCAAACUCUGGGAGGUUUACAAGGAGAGAAGAUGUGUCAGGACGUACUAUGGUCAUCGACAGGCUGUUCGGGAUAUCAGUUUUGACAAUGAUGGCAAGAGAUUCCUCUCCGCUGGGUAUGACAGGUAUGUCAAGCUCUGGGACACUGAAACUGGCGCUUGCAUAUCUCGAUUUACCAGCAGGAAAAUUCCCUACUGCGUAAAGUUCAAUCCGGAUUCAAAUAAACAGCACUUAUUUGUCGCUGGCACCAGCGACAAGAAGAUCAUUUGUUGGGACACGAGGUCAGGAGAGAUCACUCAAGAGUAUGAUCGACAUUUGGGGGCUGUCAACUCCAUCACUUUUGUCGAUGAAAACAGAAGAUUUGUGACGACUUCUGAUGACAAGAGUCUCAGGGUCUGGGAGUGGGACAUACCUGUGGACAUGAAGUAUAUCGCUGAUCCCACUAUGCACUCCAUGCCUGCUGUCACCCCCUCUCCAAAUCAGAAGUGGCUGGCUUGCCAGAGUAUGGAUAACAAGAUUGUUAUCUUCUCAGCGUUGAACAGGUUCAAGAUGAACAGAAAAAAGACCUUCACUGGGCACAUGGUGGCUGGAUAUGCCUGCGGACUGGACUUUUCACCUGAUAUGAGCUAUUUGGUAUCUGGUGAUGCUGAUGGAAAGGCUUACUGCUGGGACUGGAAGACUACCAAACUUUAUAAGAAGUGGAAGGCACAUGAUGGAGUUUGUAUUUCAGUUUUGUGGCAUCCACAUGAACCUUCGAGGUUAGCCACUGCUGGCUGGGAUGGCAAAAUCAAAUACUGGGACUAGUUUUGUAUGGGGUUCAUUAUUCUGUACAUAUUUUUGUGUAUAUAAGUGUGUGCUAUCGGAAAUGUAAAAAUGAAACUGAAUAUUUUGUAUUGACGACUGGAUGAAUAAAACAUUAUUCAGAAUUGGAGCUUCUCGACGAAGCUUUUGAAUCAUUCAAAUUUAA
Messenger RNA from Diachasmimorpha longicaudata, 2070 nucleotides. Its product is annotated as pre-mRNA-processing factor 17. The record is from RefSeq and is a predicted model, not a curated record. The transcript is spliced from 3 exons. Gene Ontology annotation, molecular function: mRNA binding; protein binding. The coding region runs from base 150 to 1907 and encodes 585 amino acids. Gene Ontology annotation, biological process: mRNA splicing, via spliceosome. Gene Ontology annotation, cellular component: catalytic step 2 spliceosome. Lineage: Eukaryota; Metazoa; Arthropoda; Insecta; Hymenoptera; Braconidae.